UCCCCCCUCCCCUUGCACCCUCCGCUCUCGGGGCGUCUGCCGUCUCUCUUGCUUCCUCCCCCCUCCCGCCCCCACCGCACCAGGCACUUGAAGCGGCGCUUCCGAAGCCGAGUCGGGGAUUUUGCGGCUCUUGCGGGCGGAAGAGGCCGGCCAGAACGCUUCCUUGCGAACCCGUCUCCAAUUCCUAGACCAGCAUCCCUCCCCGCCCCGAGGAACAGUUUCCCAGGACCGAUCCCCGGCCAGAUUAAGCAUUAAGAAGCGACGAUGGCAGGGGAACACAGAAACCCGGCUGGCUUGGGUCUCCAGCUAGAUGCCAGUGUGGAAGAUGGCCUGAAAGUCGAGGUCCAGAAAGAAGCUGAACCCAAGAAGGAAGUGGUGGAGAGGCCUCUCAGGAUUCCUUCGGAGAGAGCCAAAGAAUCCGCGGAAAGAGUAACGGCGGAAGCCAUUAAGCAGGAGCCGGCGGCCAAUCCGGAAGACUGUUGCUUGGAAGUGGAAGAAGAGAAGUUUAUGAUAGGCAAACAGUCCCCGGUUUCUGAGGCAGGGAAUGAGCAGCUGCUGAAGGUGGAAGGAAGCGUCCAUUCGGAGGCCGAACUCUCCUCCCUGGAGGAAACCACCGACGUCGGCCUGCAUCGCCGGCAGAACAGGAUAAUCCAGCCCCUCUUGCACAUUGGCGAAGAAGCCCGGCCGUUGGUCAACAGCGCCUGCGCGAAAGACAAGACUGAGUUCAUAGAGGUUGGGGAAGAGGGCCUGGAAGUGACCGGCGCCAGCCUGGACAUUGAACGCCAGUGUUUCCGGCAGUUCUGCUACCAGGACGCCGAGGGUCCCCGCGAAGUCUGCGGCAUGCUGUGGAAGCUCUGCCAUCGCUGGCUGCAACCGGAGCGGCGUUCUAAAAGCCAGAUCCUGGAGCUGGUGAUCUUGGAGCAGUUCCUGUCCAUUUUGCCCGAAGAAAUGCAGAACUGGGUCCGAGCCGGGCAUCCAGAGACCUGCUUUCAAGCGGUUAGCCUGGCUGAGAAUUUCCUGGGACGUCAGCAAGGGACAGAGCAGGGGGAACGGCAGGGUCUCUGGCCCUUCAAAGAGGCAACUGUGGAUUUCCAUGGGACCGUAGGGCCGCCGAUGGAGUCGAGCGAAUGGCCGAUGUUCAGGGAGAACAAAGAAGAGGACGUCCCUUUAAUGGCUUCGGUGGGGAAUCCAUACACCUGCUGGGACUGCGGCGAGAGCUUUUCGGGGAUAGACGUGCUGGUGGCCCACCAGAGCAUCCACACGGGAGAGAAACCCUUCAUUUGCUCCAAAUGCGGGCAGAGUUUCAGCCAGCGCUCGCAGCUGACGGCCCACGAAAAAAGCCACGUGCCAAAGAAGGCUUUCCCAUGCCCGGAUUGCGAACACAGUUUUAGCAAGAAAAGCGGGCUCUUGGCUCACCAGAGGACACAUACGGGAGAGAAGCCGUAUCAUUGUGUCGACUGCGGACAGAGUUUCGCCCACAAGUUCGACGUCAUCCGGCACCAGCGUAUCCACACGGGAGAGAAACCGCACGAGUGCCCCGUCUGCGGGAAGAGCUUCCGAAACACCUCGGCUUACCACGUCCACAUGAGGAUCCACACGGAAGAGAAGCCCUACCCUUGCUCGGUUUGCGGGAAGAGCUUCCGGCACCGGGCUAAUGUCAUUGUCCACGAGAGGAUCCACACGGGGGAAAAACCGUACGUUUGCGUGGAAUGCGGGAAGAGCUUCGGCGACGCGUCUUCUCUUAGGAAGCACAGAAGAUCCCACACCGGAGAGAGGCCGUACCACUGCGGGGCGUGCGGGAAAAGCUUUUCUCAGAACGCCGGGCUGGUUCAACACGAGAAAAUCCAUACGGGAGAAAAACCCUACCAGUGCCCCGAAUGUCCCAAAAGUUUCCGGGACAAAUCGGCUUAUGUCGCGCACCAGAGGACCCACACGAAGGAGACCCCCUACCGUUGCAUGGUCUGCGGCAAAUGCUUCGGCCAUCGCUCCAACCUUCACAAGCAUGAAAAAAUCCACGCCCGGAGACAAAUGGUUUGAGCACUCUGAUGGGAAGCGCUUCGCUCAGAAACCAAAAACUCCUCCUGCAUGAACAGACUCGUUUGAAAGAGAAGGCCCAAAGUCCUUCCCUCACCUUGAAUAGAUUUUGUUUUGUCCGCCAGGUAUGCGCCGUCCCUUCUCUUCCUUCUCGUUUAACGGACAGCUGGAACAACACAGCGGUGUGUGUUUGGAGAAGCCGACCGAUCAUGUGAUGGGUGAAUAGGACAUUGUCUCUAUGGCCAUCGUGGUUUUUUCCUUUCCUCGGUUUCCUUUUCCUUACCUCUUAGACUUUCUUUUUUUUUAAAUAAAAAAAAGAAAACGGAUUAUAUUUUAAGUGAGUUGAUUUAACUCACGCUUGGAUUGCAUGUACGCUAUAACCAGUUCAAUGUGAACAUUUCGGCUAGCUCUGGCUCCGACCAAGGUUUGUUCCUUACAAAGCGGUCGCAUCGGCGUAAGAGAAACUGCCGGGGGCUCCUGCCCGUUUUGAUUCUCGCCACACCCUCCUGAAGCCGCUCAGGGUGUGGAUG
This is a messenger RNA of Pseudonaja textilis, 2564 nucleotides long. RefSeq lists its product as uncharacterized. Gene Ontology annotation, molecular function: RNA polymerase II cis-regulatory region sequence-specific DNA binding; DNA-binding transcription activator activity, RNA polymerase II-specific. NCBI's taxonomy places the organism in Eukaryota, Metazoa, Chordata, Lepidosauria, Squamata, Elapidae. Gene Ontology annotation, biological process: regulation of transcription by RNA polymerase II. The record is from RefSeq and is a predicted model, not a curated record. Gene Ontology annotation, cellular component: nucleus.